Messenger RNA from Rotaria sp. Silwood2, 2794 nucleotides. Lineage: Eukaryota; Metazoa; Rotifera; Eurotatoria; Philodinida; Philodinidae. The record is from the annotation of a GenBank genome assembly.
AGUAAUAAUAAAUUAUAUAUUGAAGAAGGGAAUGAAAAAGUACGUGUAUCAAGUAUACGUUGGGCAUAUACAAUGGUAGUAGGAUAUAUGAGUGAAACAAUGCAAGCAUCAAAGGUUUUUAAAAAGACUAAGAUACAUAGUGUAACUAGUCUUAUCUUAUAUGUAUACAAGUUAUACAAAUUGUUGCAAAUAAUGCUACUAAAUAAUUAGUAAGAUCUUCAAUAAUAUAAAUUCAAGCAAAACUUAUUUUUCCUGUGUCUACCUUGUUUAUUACAAUUAUAAAUUUCUUCAGACUACUUGUUGUUGAUUGUGCAUUUUUUUCUUUUUGAGACAAUAAUAUUAUUAUGAUAAUAAAUAUGAACCAAAGAAAAAUAAGACUUUAUGUAAGAUUAUCAUAAGAAAAACGAUGAAAAAAAUAGUAUCGUAUCAAUAAACAAUAUUUCUAUAUUCUUUAGUAACUAAAUCAAUAAAACAUAUCUGUAUAAUUUAAUAAAUACUUUUAAAUUAAUUAUCUAGAGACUUUGGUAUUCGUGGUGUUGCUUUACGUUUAUUACAUAAACUUUUACCUAAAUUAACACAUGAACAAUUAUAUGAAAUAGCACAAAUUUUAUAUGUUGAUGGUCCAAAUGAAUGUCAAAUUUGGACACUUGAAAUUUAUAAAUGGAUGUAUGAUUAUAUAACAAAUUAUUUAACAAAAGAAUUAAAAAUAUCUAUAACACCAUUAUCGGAAAUGUUUUAUCAUCAUGUUCGUGAACAAUUACUACAAUUAUUAUCAAGUAAAAAUGAAUAUAUACGUGUUAAUUGUCGAAAUUUUUGGUGUGAUUCAAAACGUUUAAGUACAUCAUCACAUCAUCGUCUUAUGGCAUUAAUUGAUCAAUUAUAUUCUAUAAAAACUGAAAAUGAAUAUUUAAAUUAUUGUACAAAUUUUCUUCUUGAACGUACAACACAUAAUCCUGAUUAUAAUCAUUUUAUAUUUGAAAAUCCACUUGAUAAAUGUUCAUUUCAAGAAUUUCCAUUAGCAUGUAAUUGGCGUCAACGUCAUCAUACAUAUAUGACACCUUUAUUUACAUUACAAUCACAAGCAAUUAUUGAUCCAUCAAUACCAACAACAACAACAAAUUUAAUGACUAUGGAUCCUGUUCAAUUUAUGCAAACAUUAAGUGACAAUAAUAAUAAUGCAGAUCAACAGCAACAACAACCAUCUAAUUCAACAUCAUCAAUGAUUUUACAAACACAAGAAAUAUCAAGUAGACAACAAUUUAUUCCAACACAAAUGUUAGAUAAUAAUAAUAAUACAAAUUAUAAUUGGCUUAAACAAACAAAUACAUUAGAUUCAAUAAAUACAUUUAUGUUACCAACAUUAUCAACACAAACAAAAAAAACAACAUCAUUAAUUGUUGAUGUUGAUAAUACAAAUAAAAAAUUAAAAACAAAUACACAAAUAAAUGCAUUAAGUCAAAAGGAUGAUGAAGAAGAUGAUGAUAUUUUUAGACUUAAAAGAAGAUUUCUUAAAGAUUCUGGACAAUUACAUGCUGCUUAUUUUGCUCGAAGACAAAAUGAAAAAAAAGAAACAGAAAAACAAUAUUUAAAUGAAAUAAAAUUAAAACAAGAAAAUCAAGUUGAAAAAUAUCGUACAUAUCGUAUAGGUGAAUUACCCGAUAUACAAAUACGUUAUAGUGAUAUCAUAAUUCCUUUACAAGCACUUGCUCAAUAUGAUAAUCAUAUAGCACGUUUAUUAUAUGCAAGUUUAUUUACAUCAAUAUUAAAUUCUCUUGAAGAUAAAUUAUCAACUGAUGAAUAUUAUAAUUUAAUUCAUACAAUUCAACAUCGUUUUGAUGUUAUGUUAUCACAAUCAGAAAUAUGUUAUCCAUCAUUUGUUACUGCUUUACCUGUUAUUGUUUUAUCUAAACCAGAAAAAAUACAAAUAUCAUCACAAUAUAUAAGUUCAUCAACAAUUGCAAGUCAUUUAGAAUCAGUUGCUCAAUGUUAUCGUUCAUUAGCUAAUUAUGAUGAUGUACGUGGUAUUUUUUUUCAAACACCUGGUUUAAAAUUAAUAACAUUACGUGCUAUUGAAAAAGAAAGUCAUACAGAUUUUUCAUUAGCUUUAAAUAGUUAUGUUACAGCAUUAAAACAAUAUCCAUUAACAGAUGAAACAUCAAAUGAUCCUAUAUUAGAAUUAGAACAUGAAUUUUGGACACAAUCUAUGUUAAAUUGUUGUAAUCAAAUAAAUAAUUGGACAAUUAUGUCCAAACAUAUAUUUAUUGAAGAUACAAAAUUUGAUACAUUAUGGUCAAAUGCACAUCAAUUAAAUUAUUUAAUGCCAUAUGCUAUACGUGCUAAACUUAAAUUACUUAUAUCAGAUAAUGAAAAAGGGUCUUUAACAAAAUUAAAUGAAACACGUCAUCGUCUUGAUUUAUGUCAAAAUCCAUUAAUAAAAUCAAUAUAUUGGAAUGAAAUAUAUUGUGAUGCACAUUUAAAACGUUAUCAAGUUCAAUCAUCAACAUCAACAUUAUCAAGUUUAUUAUCAAUAAGUGUUGCAAAAGAAUUUAAAACAAUGGAAACUAAAAUUCAAUCGUUAAAAAUUAUUGAUCAACAAACAGCACAAUUAAAUUCAAAUUAUAUACAAUUAAAUUCACAAUUUUGUCGAACAAUUGUUGAUUUUCUACUUGCACAACCAUUAGCUUAUCACAAUUACGAACAAGAUGAAAAAAUUCCACAAGCUAAACAUAAACAAUUAGAAAUGUAUUUAUAUGGAUUAGAAAAUAAUAAUAAUCAAAUUCAACAAGCUGAUUGA